This is a messenger RNA of Puccinia triticina, 246 nucleotides long. RefSeq lists its product as uncharacterized. The coding region runs from base 1 to 246 and encodes 81 amino acids. The transcript has a single exon. The record is from RefSeq and is a predicted model, not a curated record. NCBI's taxonomy places the organism in Eukaryota, Fungi, Basidiomycota, Pucciniomycetes, Pucciniales, Pucciniaceae.
AUGAAUCAAACACCUCGAAAUCCAAAGCGAACUCGACAAAAGUCUCCGUCACGUUCAAUUGCGGUCGACCGCCGAAGCAACAACGGACCACCACCUUUGGAUGAUCAAGACUCUGAUCGGAUCGUUGUGAUCAACGAAAACACCAGUCUCACCCAGCCCGAAACCCCUAGCACCAGCCAGCCUAAUACAUCAGGCCCUCGCGAACUCACUGACAUGGAGGAACUAGGUAAGUCCCAUCAUGUUUGA